UAGGAAUAAAUUAGGGGGGCAAAGAUGCAAACAGAGGAUUCGAACCUGGGUCUCAAGGAUAGAAUGUGCGCAACCCAACCAACUGAGCUAAUCACAUUUCUUAUUAAAUGAUUUCUUUAGGUGUUUAUAUCAUAACAACUAAAAUACGAUCUGUGAAAUUAGCACUUUAGCAGGCAACCUUAGUCUCCCACUUUCUCUCCUCUCCUCUCGUGUCUCUCACCUCACCCAACACGCACGAGAGCGCCGCCCCAUCUUGUUCCCACACCGCAUCUCAUUUUCUUCUCACGCACUCGCACAUCACUGCCACGGCGCACACCGACGGCCAGCGGCGCGUUCUCAGCAGCGGCGGCGGUGAGCCCGCGAGGGGAUCGGCCGCGGCAGGCCGGCGACGGGCCGAGGCUGACGACAGCGGGUCAACGGCAAGCACGGUCCUUUUCUUAGCCACUUCUCAUAGGUUGAUUCCCCAUUUGGCCCCAAAUCCAGAUUUUUCUUGUUCAUCCGAACGGAUAUUUGGAACAUAGGUUUUAAACGCAUGUGCUUCUAGAGUCAUCAUCUGUAGAUUAACUAGAGAGUAAAAGCUUUUGUUUCAGUGUAUAAAGGAGGUCUAUUAGGUUGUGACAAAAUUAGCUGACACUGAUUUUAUACUGGUCGAAAUGGAUUUAGAAACCAUCAAGAUUCUUUUGCGCUACCCUAGAGGUUCUGUUGAGUACUUAGCUGGAGUAGAUGGAUUUCUUGAAUUUGCAUAUAAAGAUAAGUUAGAGGAUACAAAGAUUUAUUGUCCAUGUGAAACAUGCGUACAUACUAUGCUACUUUCAAAAAAUGAUGUCUAUGAUCAUUUGGUGUGCAAUGGAAUGCUUCAGAGUUAUAACCAAUGGGAUUUUCAUGGUGAGUCUUCAGAGGAGCAAAUUAGGAACCAACAACCACAGCCUCACAAUGAAGACAUGCGUGCUAACAUGCACGAAUUAAUUAAUGAUGCACUUAGGACUGUGUAUGACGACAUGCCUAUGAGUGAUUCUGCAGAUUCGCCAUACACACACACUGAUGGACCAAAUUUAGAAGCUCAAGCAUUUUAUGAGUUGGUGAAAGAUUCAAAGAAGCCUUUAUGGGAUGGAUGUGAACUAUCACACUUAUCUCUACUAGUGCUUUUGUUCAAUAUGAAAUCCAUGAACAAAUGGAGUGAUAAAUCAUUUGGAGAUCUACUUGAUAUUCUUCACAUGGCAAUUCCAAAUGGAAAAGAAUUGCCAAAAAACUUUUAUGAGGCUAAGAAGGUGGUUUCAAAAUUUGGUCUAGAUUAUCAACAAAUUCAUGCAUGUCCCAAUAACUGUCAGCUGUUUUGGAAAGAGAAGGUUAAUGAUGAUUUUUGUUCAACUUGUAAGGCUUCUAGAUGGAAAGAUAAAAAACCAGAAACCAAGUUAACGAAGAAAGAAAGAAAGAAAGCAACACCAAGCAAAGUCUUACGAUAUUUUCCAAUAAAGGAGAGGCUGAAAAGAUUGUUCAUGUGUAGAGAAACAGCAUCGCUCCCACGUUGGCAUGAUGAAGAGCGCUUAGUAGAGGAUGGUGUGCUUCAACAUCCAGCUGAUUCUCCGGCAUGGAAGAACUUUGAUAAAAGAUUCAAGCAAUUUGCAUCUGAUUCUCGUAAUAUACGAUUUGGGUUAGCUACAGAUGGGUUUAACCCAUAUGGUAUGUUGAGCUCUACCUAUAGUUGCUGGCCAGUUGUUUUAGUAAUAUAUAAUCUUCCACCAUGGCUCUGCAUGAAGGAACCUAAUCUUCUAAUGCCAUUAAUAAUUCCUGGGCCCAAAAGUCCUGGAGAUAACAUUCAUGUUUUCCUCCAGCCGCUUCUAGAAGAUUUAAGAGACAUAUUUGCCAAUGGCAUUUCCACAUAUGAUGCAUUUAGAAAUGAAACUUUUAAUUUGAGGAUAGCUGUACUGUGGACUAUAAAUGACUUGCCAGCUUUAGGAAUGCUUGCUUCACAUAUGGUGCAUGGAGAAUUUGCAUGCCCGCCUUGUGGUCCAAAUGUAUGGUCCAAACGUUUGGCACAUGGGAAGAAAUCUUGUUUUAUGGGUCAUUGUCGAUUUUUGCCACCUAAUCAUGAAUUUCGUUUUGAUAGAAAUUCUUUUGAUGGAACCACAGAGAUUAGUACAGAGCCUAUGACUUACUAUGGGCGUCCGGUAUUGGAUGAAAUAAAUUCUAUCGGUGAUUUUAAGAAGUCAAAAACUUAUAAGGCAGUAAGUAGUUUAUUCACACUACCUUACUAGGAUGUCAAUCUUCUUCAGCAUAAUCUUGAUGUGAUGCAAUAUUUAUGGUACACUUCUAAAUUUAGAAGGAAAGUCAAAGGAUAAUCUCCAAGCUCGUCUUGAUCUCAAGGAAAUGAACAUUAGAGGGGAGCUCCAUCCACAACAAAGAACUUCAAGCAAGUUCUACUUACCACCUGCCAGCUUUACUAUGUCCAAAAGUGAGAAGCAAUUGUUCUGUAAAGUUCUUAGGGAUAUAAAAGUUCCUGAUGGCUAUUCUUCAAACAUAUCUAGAUGUGUGAACUCUGCUGAAGGAAAAAUUCAUGGGCUCAAAACACAUGAUUGCCAUGUUCUAAUGCAACAAUUGAUGCCAAUUGCUUUGAGGGGUAUUCUUCCCAAUGAAGUCACAUCUGUCUUGUUUGACUUAUCUGCUUACUUUCGAGGAAUAUGUUCAAAAGUUCUCCAUGUUGAUGAGCUUGACCGUUUGGAAGAAGCAAUUAAAAUCACAUUGUGUAGAAUGGAAAUGAUAUUUCCUCCUAGAUUCUUCACUGUUAUGGUUCACUUAGUCGUCCAUUUAGCUACUGAAUGUAAGAUUGUUGGGCCAGUUUGCUAUCGAUGGAUGUACUUUAUUGAAAGGUACUAAAAAUAUAUUAGCAUACAAUUUAUAAUAUUUCUCAUAUGUCAUAUGAUACAAUACUAACUUAUUAGUUUUGUGCC
Oryza sativa Japonica Group (Japanese rice) is the source of this 2948-nucleotide messenger RNA. The record is from RefSeq and is a predicted model, not a curated record. Lineage: Eukaryota; Viridiplantae; Streptophyta; Magnoliopsida; Poales; Poaceae.